Molecule: messenger RNA, 1080 nt
Organism: Spodoptera littoralis (African cotton leafworm)
Lineage: Eukaryota; Metazoa; Arthropoda; Insecta; Lepidoptera; Noctuidae
Source: the annotation of a GenBank genome assembly
AUGGCAGAAAAACUCAGACAAAUAGCGCAAAGGCUGAAAGACAAAGUGCAUUUACCUCAUAUAGCAAAUGGCCGUGAAACUCUUUUUGCGAAAUAUACCCCAGCAACCAAAGUUUCAGACAUAGCAGAUAAGUUGAAAUACGACACAGUAUCGAAGAAUUUGCGCGAAAUAGUAUCUAGAUAUGAAAAAUUCACGGGUGUCGAAGAAAUUAUGGCUAUUCAAAAAACUGUUGUGGAUGCACAGGAUAAAUUUAUGGCAGCUCAGGACAGAAGGCGGGAACUUGGUCGGCAGGUUGCCGGUGUGGAGAUGAGGCUGAAGGAGCUGCAUUCAGAGAUGCAGAAUACUAUGAAAGGCGAUGACAAGUACUUACACCUCUGUACUGAGGAACAUAAGCUUAUAGUACAAGAGCGCGCUCUCCGCGCAUUAUUCGGCGACGCUGAACGGGAGGAGAGGGAACUAUUCGCCACCAUGUCGGCUGCAGUCAAGCUGGGGCACGAGCGGGAGAGGGCUCACGCUGAGCGCAACAAAUACUGGUAUAUUGUCGCUUCUAUAUUGGGCACAGUCCUAGGUAUAGCCGGUUCCUCAAUAAAUAAUCAUCUGAAGAUGUCGGAAUUCCGUCAGAUGAUGGAGCAGCAGAUGGCCCGGUCUGCCAGUGUACUCUACACCAUCGCCGGCGGUGGCAGCUCUACUAGGGCUGAUAUUACCGAGGCCAUGAAGACUGAAUUUGCUUACCAGGACAAUCUGGCGAACAACUUGAAAAUAAUGCAGGAACAUAUAAACGGUCUAGUCGCUACACAGGAAUCCUUGAUACAGCACCUACACCAUCGUGAAAAAACCGUAGAUAAUCAACUACGAGACCUUACCCGUGCAAUUGUAGCCGCUUCGCAAUCCAGUCAGAAAUCUGAUGCUGAGAUCACCAAAGCAUUAUCAGCUGUCCACCACGACCUGGAGGACGCUGACCAGAUCAAGGAAAUGGAUAAAAACAAGGUCCUAUUAGAACCAAAUCAGAUUUUAACCGGCGUUGGUAUUAUUAUGGCUAUGGCUGUUAUUUUGGGUAACAUCAUUGGUAGGGUCAGUUGA